UUCCUGCCCGCUCCUGCCCCUUCCUGCCCGCCCGCAGGCCCUCCCAGACUCCAGCCAGCAGUGCCCGGCCGGAGGACCCCAGGCGAUGGCCUCAGACAUGCUGACCGCAGCAGGGGAGCCGGGGCCCGGGGCCCCCCAGCCCCCGGGGGCCCCCCAGCCCACCCACAUCAACGUGCACCUGUACCAGAAGUCGGGGGUGAAGCUCCUGCUGAGCAAAUGCUCCCUGCUGAACCCAGGGGCCCUGGGCGCCUCCCGCCGCGCCCCCGCUGGCCGGCUGCUGGUGGCCUCCUGGGUGGUGCAGAUGGUGCUGGGGGCCCUGAGCGGGGUCCUGGGGGGUCUUCUCUACCUGUACUACUACUCCGCCCUGCGUGGCACGGGAGCCGCCAUCUGGACGGGGGCCGUGGCUGUGCUGGCCGGAGCCGUCGCCUUCAUUUACGAGAACCGGGGCGGCAUCUUCUGGGCCUUCCUGAGGACGCUGCUGGCCCUGGCGGCCUUCUGCACCGCCGUCGCCGCCAUUGUCCUCGGGUCCGCUAACUUCUCAGAUAACGGCUACUUCUACAGUGAGAACUUCUGUAGCGGGAACCCCUGGAGGAGCUGGCCCACCCAGAGCCCCAUCACGGAGAGCCCCGAGGGGAGGAGGGAGCAGUGUCUCCAGCUGGUGGCCAUGGGGAAGGCCUUCUUCAUAAGCCUCAAGUCCGUGCUCCUGGGAGUCUGGGUCCUGCUGCUCCUGGCGUCUCUGACACCCCUGUACCUGCACUUCCAGAAGAGAUGCUUGUCCGAGAAGGAAAAAGCCCAGCAGCUGCUGCUGGGGAACGAGGGUGUCUAGCCGUACCCCGCCGUCGGUGCGCCCUCUGGACUCCGGGAGAAGAGCCAGACUGGGAAAAAGAGGAGCUGCUCCCACGGCGCCCACCCCGGGCCAGGCCGGGCCGCGGCCCGCGAGCCACCCCCCGCACCCCCCAGCGGCCGGCUGCUUCUUGCUCACCGCCAGCAUCCGCUUGGGCUUCACCCCCGCGCUCUGGGGGUAAUAAACUACCAUGGCACCACUGGGCUCUGCUUAGUUACCCCUGGGCUGCUGGCCAGAGGCAGCGGGGGGCAGUGCGCACCUGAGAUGUGCCUCUGCCCCCCGACCUCUGUCUGGGUCUGGAGCUGCUGGUCCCGGAACAGCCUCUCUGGUCUUUGGCCCUGGAUGUCUCCAGACGCCAAGGUCGAAGGAUGGUGACGACAGCGCUCGGAGCCCCGCGUCCUGCAGCUGAGCUCUAAGGGCGGACAUGGUGGCAACUGGGGCUGGGGCUGGCCUGGACUGUUUGGUGGCUAACAGAACGCCGCGUAAUGCAGUCACCAGCUCUGGAGAGGGCAGAGGAAGGAGUCCUGCUGGCGGGAAGGGCUGGGUGCAGAGAGCAGCAGGGAGCAGCCCGGGCGCCCCGCAGCCAGAGGGGGGCAGACACGCCUUCCCCAGCAACACACUGAGAGAGAGCCCCGGUAACUGUCCUUGAGUAAAGCACCUAGAACGUGAGUAUGAAGUUGCACUAACAGAAACUGAUAAAAUGGGAAUUGCGUCUUUUAACUCAUGAGUCAACUGUCAAGAAAAUGAGGGAAACCCUCAAAGUAGGAGUCUGAAUUCAGAGAGCUGAGUCUUGCAACGAGGGUCUGGCUGUUCGGUCAUCCCACCGCCACCCGGUGGCCCGUGGCCCCACUGACGGCCCCACGGGGCCCGGUAUAUCGCUGCAUUGACCGCUAAGUUGUAUUAAGGCAAAAGAAUCCACAUGUAUUAGGCGGACCCUGGAGGAAACAGGUGCCAACUUCCCGUUCCCCCACCAGGCAGGACGUGGGUGCAGUGUCAGGCCUGGGGAGUCCAUUGGAGACUCAGAGCCCAGGGCUGUCCAGGGGCUGGGCACGCCCCUCGCUGCCUACAGAAUGCAGCAAACCCGAAGCAAAGCAGGCGCCCACACGGUCGCCUUGUGCGCAAACAGCCCAGCCAGGCUGAUGCGGUGGAAUUCACCCUCCACAGGAUGAAACGAGCUUUGUGCAGGGACCCCAAAGCCUAAGUGCACAGAGCCAGACCUCGUGAAGAGUGUUCACACUUCACACCCCCAGGGCACCAGCCGGCCGCUGGCUACUCACAGUGCACUCGACAACCUGCUGAAGACAGCCGACCAGGCCCGGAGCCACGAAGUUAGGGAGUCACAGUAGUGUACCCCGAAAAAUCCGCAAUCUCGGGGGACAGUCGGGGAGGAAACCCACUGCACCUAUCCAAGGGCGUGACACAUUAACUCUUGCGGAAGAGUGAAAUGAGGAUCAAUGAGCAUGCUGAGCAGUCGUGCAAUUGAGUUCCCACCACCCAGAUGAGCCAAACUCAGAAAAGGCCACGUCCCCGAGACAGUGACCCCGGGCGCCGCAGGCCGACACAGCGAGAGCAGGAGACAAGUUUCAGGGAUGGCAGUUCUGGCGCAGGUGGGCAAGGAUCGGCGAUGAGUGACACACAGACACGGCUUCUAGGCGUGCGUAUCUGAGUGCGUUCAAUUGUUAAGAGUGCGGAGCAUUUAUACAAUUUUUCUUGGCAAGCAAAUGCAGGGAUACAAGGAUUCUUUUAAUAGAAGCGUGACAGGUAGUACAUUUUCUUAUUGUUUCUGAGAUGUGGUCAGGGGCCCGAAACCAACUUGAGGCCCUAGGAAACCACCCCAUCUUCAAGGUUCAGUGGUGCCAAACAAAUGCCCUAUCUACCACCUGUGCCUUGAUAAUCCUUCUAAUUGCGCUCUCCAUUCUUUUCACAAGCCACCUGGUGUACAGGAGUUAAUGGCUUAAUAGAAUUAAAGAUUGUAGAGGAGUUUCUCAGAGUUAAAUCAGUAUCGAGAACAGAGGAAGUUACAUUCCUUUCAAGAGUAUCAUUAGAACGAAGCAAAAUAUCCAUAACAUUUUUUGGUUCAGUGCAUUGUGCGUCAACAGAAUCAGGAAACAAAUCAAAAAGUACAGUGACCUUUCGAGAAUCAGCCAUCCUUCUAUUCCUGGAGGGUCACGUAUUCCUCCCGUGUGCCCAGUACCGUGACCGUGCCAAGCUCUAAGGAUUUUCUCACUUACGUGCCGCGGGAGGGGACGUGGCACCCAGGUCCCCUCAGAAAUAAAUGCAUACGCUGUCUGCAGAAAUUCACCUUCACUUUAGGCCUCAAGUGAUCCUUCAAAAUACUGUUUUUUCCAAAGGGAAAAAAUACAUAAA
Condylura cristata (star-nosed mole) is the source of this 3211-nucleotide messenger RNA. It is a transcript of the gene TMEM176A, whose product is annotated as transmembrane protein 176A. Gene Ontology annotation, cellular component: membrane. The transcript has 7 exons. NCBI's taxonomy places the organism in Eukaryota, Metazoa, Chordata, Mammalia, Eulipotyphla, Talpidae. The record is from RefSeq and is a predicted model, not a curated record. The coding region runs from base 86 to 826 and encodes 246 amino acids.